CCCUCUGCGCAUGCGCGGCCGGCCGGCCCGCCCGCCUCGGCUGUCAAGGCUGAAGCGGAUGUUUUUAACGGACACGCGGCGGGAGCGAGCAGUCGGUUCGGAGCGAGGAAAAUGGAAAAGCUGAAGUGAAGUGGGUCCGGUUUUAAUCCGGGGUGAGCGGGAAAGACCGAAACAACAAAACAAUCAAUUGACCCCGAAACCGCGGCGUUCGACGAUGUCGCGCGCUGGGCCGCCGUCCGCCGCUUACUCGGCCGCCUACUCCGCCGCCUACCUGUUGCUGCUGCUGCUGGGGCUGCCCGGCCGGGCCGCCGCCGCCGCCUUCCCCGAGCAGCUCGGCGCCAAGGAGGAGCCGGUGAUCGCGGCGGUGAACGUGUCGUACGUGGAGCCGGGCAGCGGGCACCUGCAGCCGGUGCUGGGCCGCGCCGAUGACGGCCGCUACGGCCGCGACUCCCCCAAGCAGGACGUGGAGGGCGGCACGGUGCUCGCCCCGGUCUGGGUGCCCGGCACCGCCCGCAACCGCCAGGGCUGCGAGCCGCACACCCGCUUCGCCGUGCCGCCCAACACCCGGCGCUGGAUCGCCCUGCUGCACCGCGGCAGCUGCACCUUCAAGGAGAAGAUCCUGAAGGCGGCCGCGCACAAGGCCACCGCCGUGGUCAUCUACAACAACGUGAGCGACGAGAGCCUGGUCACCAUGGCGCACAAAGGAACUGGUAACAUAGUUGCCAUCAUGAUUUCUGAACGAAGAGGUCGUGAGAUUCUGAGCUAUGUGGAAAGAAACCUCACUGUGUUGAUGUCCAUAACAGUUGGAUCACCACAUUCUCCGAUUGUUAACCGUGGCUCUCUGGUCUUCGUUUCCAUAUCAUUUAUUGUACUGAUGAUCAUUUCCCUGGCAUGGCUGAUCUUUUAUUUCAUCCAGAAAUUCAGAAAUGCAAACCUUCGUGGACGGAAUCAGCGUCAAUUGGGAGAUGUUGCCAAUAAAGCUAUCAGGAAGCUAACCACAAGAACAGUUAAAAGGGGAGAUAAGGAAACAGAUCCAGAAUUUGACCACUGUGCAGUCUGUAUCGAGGGAUACAAAUCUAAUGAUGUGGUCAGGAUUUUGCCAUGCAAGCAUAUCUUCCAUAAACAGUGCGUUGAUCCUUGGCUAAAUGAACACUGUACUUGCCCCAUCUGCAAACUAAACAUACUGAAGGCACUGGGAAUCUUGCCAGACUUGCAAUGUGCAGAGAAUUCAUCACUUAAUGUGGAUAGAAUGGUAAGGGGAUCACUUGCCAAUCAGAGAAAUAUGCCUACUGAUGUCACUAGUGAUGGUUCCGUCAGUCUCGAACCACUACGAUUCUUGGGGAGUUCGCAGAUGGGUCAGGAGGAAGAAUUUGCACCGCGAACCAGAGAAAUGAAUGUCACCAUAACCAAUGGCCAAAAUGAGACCAGGGACUUCAGUGCCCAGCAGACCAUGUUGUACGAGAUCAAGCUGACAGACAUUCAGCCUUCCUGUGACCACCCUGACCAGGACAAAGCAUGAUUUUGAUUCCGCCCCUGCUGGAUUUCACACCAGUCUUAAGCAUACCGCACAAAGUCUAAAGCUGCAAACCUUUAACGCGUCUUGUGGAUUCUGAUCCAAUGUAGCAAAACGUAGAGGUGAACAGUACCACAAGUUGCCUGUCUUUGCAUCAGUUUUCAUGUUAUUACUCUUCCUCAUGAUGUCACCAAACAAAAAUUAUCAUGUUGGGAUGGGAGAAUUAAAUUUACCUCAUCCCACAAAGAUUACUGUUACCAAUUGUUAAAAAGAAAUCAUAGUCUUUAAUCGUCUGGCAAGUAGAAGAUGGUGGUCAAGUAAUCCAAGUAACUGCCUCACCAGCUUCCAUUUGUGUUCCCUUGUGCACAGGAGGCACUAAGAUUACAGUGCUCAUUUGUCAACACCAGUGUCAGUAUGAAAGCCACCUUCGUGCUCUCAGAUUCUUUGUACUGACACCAGGCGACUGUCUGAAAUUUAUUUCAUGUGGCAUCUCUGAUAAGGAACCUCAACCAGUAUGUACUUUCUGGAGAUGGAUUGCGGAAUAGUGUGGGCUUUCACUAACACUGACUGUCGGGUGAGGGCUGGCAGAGCUUCUUGUGGGUGGUGACCUAUGUUCAAUGUAUUCCCUGGAAGAAUCCUGUGGACCCACUGCUUCCUCGGGUGCUGUUAUUACUGCCUUUGACCCUUUCAUUAUACUUCAGCCUUUACAGCGCACUUGGACUUGCCAAAGCAGAAUUAUAGCAGAAGACAGGUUGUUAAAUAGGGACAUGUUUCACUACCUAGUUGUGCUGCUGUGUGUGGUGAAGGGAGGUUUUAUUUCCCAAAUGACACUGUUGAUUUUAGAUCCCCAAACUAACAGUCUCAGUAUACAGAGAAAAGGAGAAUGCAUAUCAAUGCCGGAAAUCCUUAAAGGGUUAAAGUAUGAGCCAGUUAUACAAGCAAGCCUUGUUUUCACAAGUUUAGGCAGAUACUAAAUAAUCCGAUUGAAGCAUUUGAAAAGAUAAAGUUCAAGAGAAUAGAAAGAAGAAAAUGUCCUCUCUGGUGAGCAACCCUGAACAGGCAGCAUAAUAAGUACAGGGAGAUGUGAAAGAUAGACUUGCACUUUUAUGAAAUCAGGAAGGUCUCCUUCUCACUAGCAGAUAGUGAAAAUCUGGAUCAAUCUCUCCCCCAAAAACCACAAAGUUGUUUCUGGAGGAAGGGAGGGUGGUAGACAGCUAUUUGGAUCUUUCAGGAUUGAGACUGAUAGCCUUGGUAAGGUGCCCCAAGGGGUAUUGAGCUGCAGAAAAGUGGAAUUGAGGCACAGAUCAGCCAAAACUGAGUGAAUAAUGGAGCAAGUUCCAAGAGCUGACCAGCCUUGUCCUGUCCCUUUGGUGGUCACACUGAGUCCAGUCAGAAGAUUGCCUCUGAAAGCUGCAGUGAGAAAUGAUGGGUCAGACCAUGCUCUCUCCUGGGGUUACUUCAUUGAAACAUUCAUAACAGGACUUGCAAGGGCUGCUCAGCCGACACCCAGGCUACAUUGAUAUCUCAACACUGAAGAGCUGGCUUUAUCCCCACUAGGGUGAAUGCAAGAGUCCAUAGACUGGUCUAAUUGCUUUUCAGGGAAGAAGGGGGAUGAUCUGUGGUUCACCACUCCUGGUCUCUACCCACAGAUUCCCUGCUAAAGACAUCAGCUGAGACUAGAAUGGAAUCCACAAAAAGGCAGUCUGUCAGUGUCUGAGGCCUCAGAUGGUGAAGGGACAGGAAGGUAGACAGGACCUCACAGGAACCAGAGUGUGUGAGACAGAAGCAAAGAAUAGGCAUGGACAUCUUGUCCUGUGUGAUCUACCAAAGCUUGCCCCGUGUGAUAAAUCAAAUCCACCCGUGGUUACACCCCCUUCACCCUGCAUUUGCUGAUAUACUGCAGCCUCUGGCUGAUGCAGCAGCUGGAGUGGAUGCAGUGAAUGUUAAACUCAAACAACUUUCAUCUACAUUUUGAAGUACCGUACGUCCGUACGUCUGCUUGCUGCCAUUCAGUAUUGGAAUUAACGUCUUUGCUUUUGAAGAGCUGCAAAGACUUUGGCAUAGACAUCUGUUCCAGUUCACUUGCUGUGGCAUUGAACUUCACACCUCCAGGCCCUUGGUCUGUGCUGAGUUUAACCAAUCACAGGAUAAACUGUACAGAACAGGAAGGGUCCCAGACUCCAUGCUCAGCCAGGGUAGCAGGUUUCAACUACUCUGAAGGGAAUGAGUGACCAAUCCAUUAUCCAGCAGACCGUACCAGAAUGAGAGCAUGUGUCAAUAUUAACAAGCAGCAACGUGGCACAUGGUUAGAGUCUCCAAACACCUGCUGUGAGAAGUGAGAGAGAGUUGAGGUAUGGGGAGAAAUGUCCUGUCUCAUCUGUGGGAACAUGUCAUUGAAGGAAGUUGGUUCCAACCACUUGCAUUUUAGCACCUUGUGUGACAGGCGGGUGCCACUGUCCACAAGACUCCUUCUUCAUUGGAAUAAAACAUAAACUGCUAGGUUUACUCUCAGGAGUACCUGCAGAGGGAGAAGCAGAGUUAACAAUUCAUCAACCUGAAACACUUCCUCUGUUACUUUCCACGGGUUCUGCCUAAGCUGCUGAGUGUUUCCAGCAUUUUAGGUUUUACUUCAAGUUUACAGCAUUUGUAUUUUUUGAUUUUCAACCUUGGCCAUUGAGUUGCUUUGUAGUGCAAUGUGAGUAAGCUUGAGUGUGAUAUUUACCGUAGAUGUGACAUGAUCACUUGGGAAGAGUGACAUGUAAAGGCAUUAUUGCUCCUUUGGUAUUUAAGAAACCGUGCACCUUCAGAAUGAUCCCCAGACAUCACACAGUUACUAUUGGAGCUUCCCAACGUGCCUGGCCUCGGGAACCAAUACAGUUUGAAUUGUGCUGUGGUAUUCAGUCCACUGAUUAACUCUCGAGUAUCCACCUCCCCCACUCCAGAGAACAAUCACUUGCCAAUAAAUAACACUGGUGUUUAGGUGGUGAAAAGGAAUUUUAAUCUGUCAAAAUGUAUUGUACUUUGGCUACCUCAUUGUAUUGAAGGAGUUGGCUAAUGAAUUUAGGAUGUGGUUGAUAGUGAUAAAUAAAUACCUAGAAGUUAGAUUGAA
Pristis pectinata (smalltooth sawfish) is the source of this 4622-nucleotide messenger RNA. RefSeq names its product ring finger protein 130 (gene rnf130). The record is from RefSeq and is a predicted model, not a curated record. Bases 215 to 1519 code for a protein of 434 amino acids. The transcript has 7 exons. NCBI's taxonomy places the organism in Eukaryota, Metazoa, Chordata, Chondrichthyes, Rhinopristiformes, Pristidae.